Messenger RNA from Gadus macrocephalus (Pacific cod), 3238 nucleotides. Its product is annotated as transmembrane protein 163a. Gene Ontology annotation, molecular function: zinc ion binding. Bases 515 to 1396 code for a protein of 293 amino acids. NCBI's taxonomy places the organism in Eukaryota, Metazoa, Chordata, Actinopteri, Gadiformes, Gadidae. The record is from RefSeq and is a predicted model, not a curated record. The transcript is spliced from 8 exons. Gene Ontology annotation, cellular component: synaptic vesicle membrane.
UUCCACCGCAGUGGAGCGCGGCGACUCGCGAGCGCAGCGCACAGAAGACGGGAGCUCCGCCUUGCGCCCCACAGCACAGGUCUCGUGAGUUACCCCACCUCGUGGAACUCCACCUCGCGCCCCGCAGCACAGGUCUCGUGAGUUACCCCACCCCGUGAAGCUCCACCUCGCGCCCUGCCACACAGGUCUCGUGAGUUACCCCGCGUCGUGGACGACUGUCUUCUGCUCUUUUUUUUUUUCGCAAUUAGAACCCGCGUGUUUGCAGAAUCACGACUUCGAGCGAAAUCGACGUGUGGAAUGCGUGCGUUAUUUCGCGCUCGGUUUUCGUUGCCUCAAGCGCUCACGUCGGUCCUCCCCACACCUUGGACGCCGCUUACUGACGGCUGCUGCCCCACUCCUGCCGCUGCUCUCCCCCCCUCCACCCAUCUCACUCCCUCUGUUGCUACAGAGUGACAUACCGCACUUGUCACGCCCUUCUGUGAGAUUUUAGGAGUGCCGACGUUAGCUUAACCCCAUGGUUCACACGAUGUCAGACCCCCCACAGAGCCCUGAUCCGGCGGUGAUCCACAGCCCUCCCCCGGACCCAGCUCUAGUCCCGGACCCGUCGGUGCCGAACGGAAGGUGCGAGCAGGCAGAGCAGCAGCAGCAGGAACCCACGGGGGACAGUCCGGUGGAAGGCUUCAACAUGGACCAGGAGAUGAAGAUCACGGACAGCAUAGAGGACCAGGGUCUUCUGGAGAGCAGCAUGCGUCUGAAGCCCCACGAGGCCCAGAGCUAUCGCAAGAAGGCCCUGUGGGUGUCCUGGGUGUCCAUCGUGGUGACCAUCCUGCUGGCCAUCGCUGCAUUCACUGUUUCCAUCAUGAGACACAGUGCAUCAGCCUUUGGAUUUGCUUUUGACGCCCUGCUGGACGUGCUGUCCUCCAUCAUUGUGUUGUGGCGCUACAGCAACGCGGCCGCCGUGCACUCGGCCCACAGAGAGUACAUAGCGUGCGUCAUCCUGGGGGUGCUCUUCAUCCUGUCCUCGCUUUGCAUUAUGGGAAAAGCCAUCCACGACCUGGCAACCAAACUGCUACCGGAAGUGGAUGACUUCCUGUUCAGUGUGUCUAUAGUCAGUGGUCUGGUCUGUAUUAUUCUGGCCGUCGUCAAGUUCAUGCUGGGCAGAGUCCUCACCAGCAAGGCCCUGAUCACUGAUGGGUUCAACUCCCUGGUGGGCGGGGUGAUGGGGUUCUCCAUCCUGCUGAGCGCGGAGGUGUUUAAGCACCAGCCCACCGUGUGGUACCUGGACGGGGCCAUUGGGGUCCUCAUGGGACUCAUCAUCCUGGCCUACGGCGUGAAACUCCUUCUGGACAUGGUGCCGCGCAUGAGACAGACCAGGAACUACGAACGCUUCGAGUGACCCCAACCCGGGGGGGGGGGUACAGAGAGGGGAAGGAGGGGCUGACAACAUCCGAAGGCCGGCUUGGUGGGUGUGGUCCCCCAAUGGCCACAACCCCACCCUUCGAGGAAGGACAUUUGCUGCGUCUCCACGGCCGAGCAGACGGAUUUGAGUGUUUCCGCAUGUCACUACACAGCCCCCCCCCCCCACACACACACACAAACACACACACACACCACCACCCUUAGAGUCUGUUUGAUCAUGUUUUGUGUUUUCUUGUGAUACAGCGGACCGGCGCAGUCUGAGGGCUGCUGCGUCGGACCGCCGACAAGAUUCACUAAUUCAUGAAACGGAAAUAAUUAGUGAUAAUAUAGACCGUUUUCACACAUCGGGGCCGAUGCACAAAGCAAACUGAAGCUGACCGAAUGGUGUGGGGUGAUUUGAACAAACUGAAAGGUUUUUUAUUAUGAUUUGAUAAUGGUUUAGUACUAGGAGUUGUGUUGUGGAGACCUGGUUUCCUAGUUGUAGCUGGUUUAAUUAUAUAUUUUUUUAAGGCCACAAUUAAAUGGAGCAAAGCAAAAUAGGCUGUUGAACGCUCCUUCGGAGCCCUGUGUUGGGAGGUUUUGGAGGAAGGCCUUUUUUUUUCCACCUGUUGCCAACUAUCAAUGGUAUUAAAUCUGUUAAGAUAAAACCAAACUGUAAUUAAAGGUAUAUAAUAUGGUUGAUUACUCCGAUAACCCAGGAAGACGCAGGCUCAGGACAUGUUAAGAUAAGAUACAAUUGUAUUAAUCCUGUGAGGGAAAUUCAGGAUAAGUGGUCAAUCUUUCAGCUGCAAUAUCUGAAAAGUGUGAGGGGAAAGAAAUCAGCCAAUCAAAUGGCUGCCUCAGAAUCCAAGAGGUCGCAUUAUCCCGCCCAUUUCACAGAGACGUCGUUCUCCGUAUAAAGCAGCACCCAGCUGUUUAAGUAGCACAACAGUAGAGGGAGCCCACAUGCUGUAAUUAAUUCAAACUGGCCCCAUUACAAAAAACUAUAAAUAUACAUAUUUAUUUUAUUAGAAUAUAAGCACAUAUAUUUAAUCUCAUGAGUCACUAGUUAGUUUGGUUAGUUUAGAUAGGGUUUUCCAACUAGUUUACAGGGGAAACUGAAUAAGCACAGGAUGUAAGAUACUUUUAUUUAAUCUUCACGCUGAGAACAGGAUUUAAUGUAUGUUCGGGUUAGCUUGCCUUUACCUCACAAGGACACCGGCUCACCACGAUGAACUCUACAAUGACUCAUCGAGGAAUAUCACGUCUGUGACUUUGCAUGCUCCAUCUCUGAGCACACACUAAAAUAUUCAUCAACCUAAGUAGCACACCAACCCCAUCUCAGUGGUCCGAGCCUUAGCUGUAUCGCCACGGCAGCACAUGAAUCUAUACAUUUUCAUAUUUCUACAAUAUGUAAGACUUAAUUAUGUUAUGAACAUUUGAAGCUGAAAUGCGUUCAAAGUGAGAGCUGAAGGCGAGCGUACGCAUUCAUUCUUCCUAGAAAGACUGUGAAUGUAUAUUUCGGAAGGACUGUGCUUCUAUAUUCAUGACAAUUUGAAUGUGCAUAUACUGUAUUGUAAAAUGUCAGUUUUUUUGAAUGGCAAUUUUGUGUGUGAAUACGUGUGUGUGCCUUAGUUUUGUGAGAGGUUGAAGAUGGUUUGCUAAUUGAUACUUCAAGGGUGUAAAAAAGAAAAAUGGGUACUUCGGGUGAAGGUGUGCCUCACUUCUGUUCACCAAACACAGGACAUCUCUAGCAUGCAACCAGCGCACCAGUCCACAUGCGAGGUAGAAAAUAAUGCUGUUUCAUUGUUUGUGCGCCACACACACACACACACACACA